AUGGGUCGGUUCAAGGAGAUAGAGGGACUUGGUUGUCUUAGUUUUUUAUGUUCAAUUUCACUAAUGAAUGAUACCGUUGCAUUGUUUAGGAGUAUAAAAUUGGUGGUCUCUAUCACGGGCAAUGUACAAAUAAAUCUGAUAUGCUUAAGAGCAGUACUUUCUUCUAAUAGAUUCAGUAAGAGAGCAUGCUCACAAUCUAUCUUUGUAAAUCGACAUACUUUAAGAGUAUUGAGUUCUUUCGAUGGUAAAGAUAAUCGUUUCAGAUUUACAAGAUAUUUACAGCAAAAAUCUAUGAAACCGGACAGAGGUUUCAAAAUAUCAAACAUUAAGAAUGCAUUUUAUGUAAAAAAUAUUAUGAGUUUUAGAAUAUUGAUGACAAGUGAGAUGUCUUGUACAGUUGUGGAAUAUACUAAAAUUAUAUUUGUGUUCAGUGCUGAGUUUGUUUUUGCUUAG
Heterostelium album PN500 is the source of this 453-nucleotide messenger RNA. RefSeq lists its product as uncharacterized. Bases 1 to 453 code for a protein of 150 amino acids. The record is from RefSeq and is a predicted model, not a curated record. Lineage: Eukaryota; Evosea; Eumycetozoa; Acytosteliales; Acytosteliaceae. The transcript is spliced from 4 exons.